AGCCUGUCGACUAUCUGGCAACCCUGAUCAGAAUAUGAGUGUCUGAUUAUUUGCGCAAGGGAUCGGAGUCACAAUAGUUAAUAGCGGCGCUAUAGGAUCUUUGGUUAAACAACGACUAAGCCUAAAGGAAUCAAGCUAUGUCUGGAAUCAAACUUACUUAUGUUAAGGGGAGGGGUUUUGGCGAAAGUGGACGAUUGAUUAUGGCUGCUGCAGGAGUGGAGUGGGAAGAGGCACACCUCACAGACAAGGCGCAAUUUGAAAAAUUAAAGCAAGAUGGGUUGCUGAUGUUUGGGCAAGUUCCAUUGUUGCAGAUUGAUGGAUUGAAUAUUGUGCAGUCAAGGGCCAUCAUCCAAUAUUUAGCCAAUAAAUUUGACAUGGCGGGAAAAACUGCUGCAGACAAAGCAAAAGUAAAUAUGAUAAUUGAAGGUGCCAAGGACUUUGGUAUAUUUCAUGGAAUUGCCUUCCACCCUAAGGAAUCCCAGGCAGGUUUGAUUGCUGAGAACAAGAAAAAAGCCGAGAACAGAUAUCUCCCAGCUUUUGAAAAGUUGUUGAGUGGCAGUAACUCUGGGUAUUUUGUUGGAGAUAGUUUAACUGCUGCUGAUGUUUUGGUAUUUGAGGAUCUUCUCUUCAUGGAAGACUAUUUGCCAGGACUGACUGCUUCGUAUCCAAAACUUCAGGUUUUCUUUGAAAAAAUGAAGGGUAACCCAAAACUGUCUGCAUAUUUAAGCAGUGACAAACGUUUUCCAAUCCCAGAUGACAAAUAUGUUGCUGAGGUCAUUAAAGUCCUCUAUUGAAUUUUGUUCAGGGGUAUUAUAGUAAAAAUGUCAACUACAAAUACAGUCAUUUUAUAUUAUAGUUUGUAAUAUGUAUAGAAGUCAAGAAAAUAUUUUUAUUGAAUUUGUUCAGGGCUCCCAAUAUCAGGUACAACAAAACUCAAAAUGUUCAGGGAAAUUAAUAUACAGUAUAUCACAAUAUAACACAACUUUUGUAUCUGUCAAAAUUAAUGAAGUACUACACUUGAAAUGAUGAUUUUAACAUUGUUUUAGAAUAAUUUUCGGAAAAUAAUCAAAAAAAUGUUAUGGUUUUGCAGUGAUUUAAUAGUUAAUAUGUAUUUAUAUUAGGAUUUUACUCAGAGUAGCCUACAAUACACUCAAAUUGUUUGAUUUAGCUAGAGGAUUUUACUCAGUGUACAAUACAUUCAAAUUGUUUGAUUUAGCUAGAUUUAUGUGUACAUGUGGCUGGUGGGUGGGGGAAGAAAAACCACUGAGUGGGGGGUGGGGCAACAAAUAGCAAAUUUGUGCCACUUAAUGGGGUUAAAAUAUUAAAAAUGACCUUUAAGAUGACAAUAAAGAUGAUGAUGACGACAACAACAACAA
Molecule: messenger RNA, 1376 nt
Organism: Anneissia japonica
Lineage: Eukaryota; Metazoa; Echinodermata; Crinoidea; Comatulida; Comatulidae
Product: glutathione S-transferase Yc-like
Exons: 7
Coding region: 138-794 (218 amino acids)
Biological process (GO): glutathione metabolic process
Molecular function (GO): glutathione transferase activity
Source: RefSeq, a predicted model, not a curated record